Dibothriocephalus latus is the source of this 1695-nucleotide messenger RNA. The record is from the annotation of a GenBank genome assembly. Lineage: Eukaryota; Metazoa; Platyhelminthes; Cestoda; Diphyllobothriidea; Diphyllobothriidae.
AUGGCUGAGGACCUCGCCGAAUGGAUGUCUCGUCUCUUCCCAGAGCUUGCCGGCGAUAUGGAAGGCGACAAUUUCUUUGAAAAAAUCUCUGAUGGCACACUUCUGUGCCACUACGCAAGUGAACUGCAUCGCCGCAUAAUUGAGAGCGACUCAGAUUCGAAAAAGGACAGCAGACGGCGACUGCAGGGGGUGCGUGUUGGUGGCGUUAAUGCUUUCCUUCCCGCAGAACCACCAAAAUAUAAUUCACGGGGACUUAAAUCACAGAACCUCGCGGGUGGAUCUUUCUGGGCACGCGAUAAUAUAGCGAACUUCCUUAAAUGGUGUCGCUCAGUAGGAUUUCCCGACAGCAUCCUCUUCGAGACGGAGGACUUGGUGUCGAAAAGGCAUCUGCGCAGCGUGAUUGUCUGCCUGAUGGAAGUGGCUCGGCUUGGCGGCAAAUUCGGAAUGGAGGUGCCGGAGAUUGUCCACCUCGAGAAGCAAAUUGAUGCCGAACUGGCUGCUGAGCCUGGUAAUGUGCCUAAAGGAGAAUUAGAGGACAAGCCAUCUACGCCCAAUGGCAACAGUCCGGCUUCGGAAAUGGCUUCCUUGGACGAAGUCCUCCUUCGGAGUCACGUUAUGGUGCGCACUGAUGGCGACUGGGAUACACUUAAUCACUUCCUAGAAGAAUACGAUGCGUGCAGAAAAAUUACGCCUCACGUUGACCUUACGUGUCAGAGCACUGCCAAUUUGACGGCGGGUCCCUUGCAAUUGAAACCACCCAAAGAAUUCAGGCUCCAGGUGCUGGAUCCAGAACCGGCUGAUCUCAAGCCGACUCCUACCGCCUAUCUGGCGGAAUUGGGCAAGAAACGCGCAAUACACCAGGAAGAAGACUUGUUUAAACAAGUUGACGAACAUGCACUGUUGGUGGCGCAACAAAAACAGAAAAACUUCAAACAACUAAUUUGGCAACUCAUAUACGCGCGGAACAUUACCUCGGAGUUGGAGCGCGUGAGGGCUAUCUUCCUCUGGCUUUGCACCAAGGAUCUGAACAAAAUGAACUUCGACAAUGUCAAGCCUGGCUCGCCUGAGGAGACCCUCAUGGACAUUCGCGCAAACAAAACGUCCUAUGCGCAGGCCUUCCUCACUCUUUGCCGCUACGCGGAUCUCCACUGUAAACUCAUUUCGGGCUAUGCAAAAGGCGUUCACUACUCACCAGGCAUGCAGUUCACCGGUUCUGAUCAUAAACACUGUUGGAAUGCCGUGCUAAUCGACGGUACCUGGCGUCUCGUUGAUUGCGAGUGGGGAGCCCGUUCUAAAGCCAAGAAAGGUACCAACAGAGGAAAAUUAUCUUAUGGGCUGGAAACCUACUAUUUCCUCACACACCCGGGUCAGCUUAUCUAUUCGCACUUUCCGCAUGAUACUGAAUGGCAACUCCUACAUCAUCCAAUCACUCUGAAGGAAUUCGAGUCUUUCACUUACGUAAGACCCGCUUUCUUCAAGUACAAUCUUACCAUGCCCUCGCAGCGCAAUGCUGUUAUCAAGUCCAAGGACUCAGAGGUUCGUAUCGCGCUCGAGUUUCCAUCGGACAGCGUAAACUGUCUCUUCUUCGAAGUUCAGCUUACGUUCAAUGAUCAGGAUUUCACUGAACACUAUAACAGCAUUCCCCUAAAGUACGUCUUGAAGAUAUUUUGUUUCACAUGGUUCCAAAAGACAUAA